AUGGUGAGAUUGACUAGAAAGAGGGCCCUUGAAAAUGAGUUGAAUGGGUCACCAUUAACAAAGACCCUUUCCAUGGAUUCCAUAUCGUCUUUAUUCAAACGCAAGAGAAAGAGAGGAGAUAGCGAAGAUACGGACACGACUAAAUCCCAAUCGGAUAGUGAACAGAAUGCCUCUGAGGAGGAAGAGGAAUACAACAGGGAGGAACCGAGUAAGGCACCUCAUCAUAAAAGGAGAAAGAUCAAAACAAAGGAAGAGGAGGAAUUCGAGGCACGUGAGAAAGAAUUAGACGAACAACUUCCACCCGAAUUAAGAAAAUAUAGACCAAGAGGGUUUGGUUUCAACUUGCCACCGCAAGGUAGACCCGUUAGAGUCUACGCAGAUGGCGUUUUUGAUCUAUUCCAUUUAGGUCACAUGAAACAAUUGGAACAAGCCAAAAAGGCUUUUGACAAUGUUGAGUUGGUUUGCGGGAUUCCAUCCGAUGUUGAAACCCAUAAACGUAAAGGUCUAACUGUGUUAACAGAUAAGCAAAGGUGCGAGACGUUGAAGCAAUGUAGAUGGGUUGAUGAAGUCAUACCCAAUGCUCCUUGGUGUGUGACUCCAGAAUUUUUGAAAGAGCACAGGAUUGAUUAUGUUGCUCAUGAUGAUUUACCCUAUGCCAGUUCAGAUAGUGAUGAUAUUUAUAAACCCAUAAAGGAGAAAGGCAUGUUCUUGACUACCCAAAGAACUGAUGGUAUAUCAACAUCAGACAUCAUCACCAAGAUCAUUCGCGAUUACGACAAGUAUUUAAUGAGGAAUUUUGCUAGAGGUGCAACUAGAAAAGAUUUGAAUGUCAGCUGGCUCAAGAUGAAUGAGCUCGAGUUCAAGAAACACAUCAAUGAUUUCAGAACUUAUUGGAUGAAAAACAAGACAAACAUCAACAAUGUUAGCAGAGAUUUGUAUUUUGAAAUCAGAGAGUUUAUGCGUGGCCGUAAAUUCAAUGUGAAGCAGUACUUGGAAACUCAUCAAAACGCAGCAAGACAAAAAAGACUUAGAAAUGGGUUUGAUAGCCUGAAUUUGACCACUGAUGAUGAAGAGGAGUCAUCACCAACAAAAGGUAGUCCCUUGGCCGAUUUUGCAUCAAAGUAUAUUGGAAAUGCUAAUAAGGAAUUGAACAAAACUGGUAAGGCUUUAUUCUCGUGGAUACAAGGGGAAAAUGAUGAUAGUGAUAACAACAAUGGGUUCGAUGAAGAUGCUGACGAGAUUGAUGACGAGGAAAUCAAACCGAUUACAAUCAGACCUGUGAGAAGAGCUAGACGCAGAAGCAGCAGUGCCGGUAGCUCUGCAAGUGCCAAUAGCACACCCUUGAAGCCAAAAUUGGGUUCCACAAAGGCUCCUCUGGAAGCAACAACCCCCAAAUCAGCACCAGUCACAAAAAAUACAUCUUCAACAACACCAAAGUCCGAAGUGAGCUCGCAGAGUAAAUCUCUGAGUACUCCUAAAACUGCACUGGCCACACCAAAAAAGAAGACUCCAAAGGGCAAACCAGCUGCCUCAUAA
Lodderomyces theae is the source of this 1536-nucleotide messenger RNA. RefSeq names its product choline-phosphate cytidylyltransferase (gene PCT1). The record is from RefSeq and is a predicted model, not a curated record. Gene Ontology annotation, biological process: CDP-choline pathway. The coding region runs from base 1 to 1536 and encodes 511 amino acids. Gene Ontology annotation, cellular component: nuclear envelope. Lineage: Eukaryota; Fungi; Ascomycota; Pichiomycetes; Serinales; Debaryomycetaceae. The transcript has a single exon. Gene Ontology annotation, molecular function: choline-phosphate cytidylyltransferase activity; phosphatidylcholine binding.